This is a messenger RNA of Toxotes jaculatrix (banded archerfish), 2628 nucleotides long. RefSeq names its product arachidonate 5-lipoxygenase a (gene alox5a). The coding region runs from base 243 to 2267 and encodes 674 amino acids. The transcript is spliced from 15 exons. NCBI's taxonomy places the organism in Eukaryota, Metazoa, Chordata, Actinopteri, Toxotidae. Gene Ontology annotation, molecular function: protein binding; arachidonate 5-lipoxygenase activity; iron ion binding. Gene Ontology annotation, cellular component: nuclear envelope. The record is from RefSeq and is a predicted model, not a curated record. Gene Ontology annotation, biological process: linoleic acid metabolic process; lipid oxidation.
UAGUUUUUGUCUGUAACAGUGAGGGAGUUUUAGAAAACACCUUUCCAGAAAAUUAAUUUGAUAUCAACUUCUGGAAUAAGGUAACAACUUUUCCUGUUCUCACAUUAAUGCCUGUACUCUGGAAAUCACCACUGGUAACACACCUAGGAAAGGAUGGAGGACACUCAUAUCACUGAGGGAUUUCUUCAUCCUGAGAGGACAUUUGGACAUUUGUGGAGUCCUCUUCGUCCCUUUUGAUCGCCAUGCCUGCUUACAUAGUGACUAUUGCUACAGGGAACCAGUGGUUCGCAGGGACAGAUGACUACAUCUAUAUAACAUUGGUGGGCUCGGAGCAAUGCAGCGAGAGAACACUGCUGGACAAACCCCUGUACAAUGACUUUGAGAGGGGGGCGGUGGACUCCUACAACGUGAAAGUUGGGGAGGAUCUGGGUGAGAUCGUGUUGGUGAAGAUUGAGAAGAAGAAGUACUGGAUGCAGGAUGACUGGUACUGCAGGUACAUCACAGUCAAGACCCCGUCUGGGGACUAUUUGGAGUUCCCCUGCUUCCGCUGGCUGGUGGAUGACAAGGAAGUGGUGCUGCGGGAUGGACGAGCACAUCUGCCUCAGGAUGAUAAGACCAGCCUGGUCAAACAGCACAGACAAAAAGAGCUGGAUUUGAGGAGAAAAACCUACAGAUGGAAGGAGUGGCAGCCAGGCUUUCCUAUGAGCAUAGAUGCUAACAGACACAAGGAUCUGCCCCGGGACAUCCAGUUUGACAGUGAGAAAGGAGUGGACUUUGUACUGAACUACAGUAAGGCAAUAGAGAACCUGUUUGUGAACCAGUUCAUGCACAUGUUCCAGUCCUCCUGGAGUGACUUUGCUGACUUUGAGAGGAUCUUUGUGAGAAUCAAAAACACAAUCUCAGAGUAUGUGAUGCAACACUGGAAGGAGGACUUCAUGUUUGGAUACCAGUUUCUGAACGGCUGCAACCCUGUAGUGAUCAGAAAGUGUGCCAAACUUCCCGACAAGUUUCCUGUCACUCAUGAGAUGGUUUCUGUCAGCCUGGAGAGGGAGCUGACUCUGGAGCAGGAAAUGGAGGCAGGUAACAUCUACAUAGUAGACUACGAGGUGUUAGAUGGCAUCAGUGCUAACUGCACAGACCCAUGCACUCUGCAGUACCUGGCAGCUCCCAUUUGUCUGCUCUACAAGAAUGUUCAGAACAAGAUCCUGCCCAUAGCCAUACAGCUCGGGCAGACUCCAGGUGAAAACACCCCAAUCUUCCUGCCCACUGAUGGUCAGUAUGACUGGCUGCUGGCUAAGAUCUGGGUCCGCUCAGCUGAUUUCCAGCAUCACCAGACCAUCACCCACCUGCUCAGGACACAUCUGAUGACAGAGGUGUUUGCGAUCGCCAUGUAUAGGCAGCUCCCUGCUGUUCACCCUGUGUAUAAGCUCCUUAUCCCACACAUUCGCUUUACCAUCGCCAUCAACACCAAGGCCAGAGAGCAGCUCAUCUGUGAGUGUGGCAUCUUUGACAAGGCAAACGCAACGGGUGGAGGUGGUCACGUCCAGCUGGUUCAGAAGGCUGUGAAGUCUCUGACCUUCAGGUCUCUGUGCUUCCCUGAUAUGAUCAAGACCCGUGGUGUGGACGACAAGGAGGAGCUGCCCACCUACUUCUACAGAGAUGACGGCUACAGGGUGUGGGAGGCCACCAAGAGUUUUGUGUCUGAUGUGGUGAAUAUUUAUUACACCAGCGAUGAGAAUGUUCAGGGAGACGAGGAAAUCCAGGCCUUCAUUAAAGACGUGUGCAGCUUUGGGAUGCAGGACUUCGAUCACUGUGAAUUUCCCAAAUCCCUUAAAUCACGUGAGGAGCUCAUAGAGUACCUGACCGUCGUCGUGUUCACCGCUUCAGCGCAGCAUGCAGCUGUCAACUUUGGACAGUACGACUGGUGUUCCUGGAUCCCCAAUGCUCCAUCUACCAUGCGGAGGCCCCCACCCAACCAGAAGGGUUUAGCAGAUGUGAACUUGAUCAUCGAGAGUCUCCCUGAUCGUGGACGCUCCAGCUGGCACCUGGGGGCCGUCUGGGCCCUCAGCCAGUACCAGGAGAACGAGCUGUACCUGGGCAUGUAUCCUGAUGAGCACUUCAUAGAGAAGCCAGUGAAGGCGUCCAUGGAGAAGUUCAGAAAGCAGCUGGCAGAGAUAACCAGCUCCAUCAAGAGGAGAAACGAGGGAAAGAAGCUGCCGUACUACAACAUGUCCCCCGACAAAAUCCCAAACAGUGUCGCUGUUUGAGGAAUAAAACUCACUUAUCCUGAGAGGGAAGGAUGGGGCGGGCGGGGGGAUUCAUAUCCCUGCUUAAUAUUUUACAAAUAGCACACUGGGGUUCUGCUGAUGUUGCUGACCCAUCCAAAUACGCUGUUAGGAAACUGUAAACUUCAGCUUUGCUUCUAAAUUCUCUUCUGUCGUUUGUUUGGGUGGAAAUUGGUUAAAGUGCAAUUGCAUGGAGGUCUCAAUUAAAAUGUUUUCAUCCACAGUGUGUGUUUUAUACUUGCUCCUUACAUCAUUCGGCCCUGAAUAAAAAGUUAAAUUGCUGUACAUCUGAUAAUACAAAGACUUCUUAAGAGCGUCACUGUCUCUAACAAAUCUUGUUCAA